AGAAGCGUUUAUACGGUGGUCACACCAUUGCCGGCCACAAUCAGCAGGGAAACAGCGGUCGAAAUGCUGCAUUCGCACAGCGAGAUGAUUGAAUUAAAUCCUCUGGUCAUCAAUCACCAGCGAUGCAAACCACCUCCCAAUGCACUUCCGGACGAGUUUCACUGUCUCUGGUACGAGCUCACAGACCGUGUCACGUAUCUGCCAGGUGUCAAGGGCCAAGUCAACUACAAAGCCUGUUUUCACGAUUUGCCGCGCGGGCUUCAAACCCACGUAUAUGCUCCUGCUGGCCUCGAAAUCAAGGAGAAAUGGUCAAUUGGGGGAAAUGAUGUGGUCAUGGGCGAGGAAAGAGAGCAUCAGGAGCUCGGUUUCAGUGAUCUUGGUGUACCUCGUGAAGGACUGUACCUGCGGGAGGACGUCGAUAUGAACUGCAACGUCUUUCUGACCAAUUUUGUCAAAAAGACCCUGAACAAAGCCCAUCAAGUCCUCGUGGAUCGAUUGGUCGUUAAGGCAGAUCUAGCGGACGACAAGAAAUACAGGGAGGGCGUUCGUCGCGGCUCAGUUCUCAUGGGUGCCAGUGGAGCCACCGGCCUUGGUCUCACAGUCACUUCACCAACAAUAACCUCUCCA
Messenger RNA from Aureobasidium melanogenum CBS 110374, 627 nucleotides. RefSeq lists its product as uncharacterized. The annotation marks the transcript as partial. NCBI's taxonomy places the organism in Eukaryota, Fungi, Ascomycota, Dothideomycetes, Dothideales, Saccotheciaceae. The transcript has a single exon. The record is from RefSeq and is a predicted model, not a curated record.